AUGGAUUUCGAGCCGACUGAUGUCCUCAUUGUCGGUGCUGGCCCGGUCGGCCUGGUGACUGCCCUCGGUCUGGCCCAGCAAGGCAUCCCCACGAUCAUCAUUGAAAGACGAGAGUUGGAGGUCCAGGAGUCCUUUGGCCGAGCCAUUACUCUUUUCCCCCGCACUCUCGAGCUCUUCGAACAGGUCGGCGUCGCCGAGGAAAUAGUUCAACAAGGCAACAUUGUUCGGGGGAUUGCCACCUUCCAUGGCGGUAAAAGAGUGUCGGCCGUGGGCCAGCAGUCAAUGUUCACUGCCAUGACCGGAACUUUCCACGACUAUAUCAUCAACAUCCGUCAAAAGUCUUCCCAGGCCAUCUUGGCUGCCAAGUAUAAGGCCAUUUCAGGAAACGAAGUCCAAUACCAGUGGGAACUUGUUGACUACCAAAUCGACGACAAGCCCAAAGACGGUUACAAUCUCACAGCUACACUUCAACAUCCUCAGCACGGAAAACGCUCGAUCAGAUGUAAAUACCUGGUCGGCGCUGACGGAGUCACGUCUCAAGUCCGACAACUUGCCAAAAUUGAAAUGAUUGGUGACGAAACGGCAUACGAAUGGGUUCGUUUUGAUGGCCGUGUCAAGACCGACAUUCCUGCGACCGACCUUGGGUUCGUGACAAUUAACAGCGCCGAGUACGGCAAUGCCUUCGUAGCUCGGCUUGAUAAAGAUGCGUGUCGCCUGGGAUACGUCUUCACUCCGACGCUCAAGGCCAAGUAUCCCCAAGGUCUCAGCAAAGAACAGGCUAUGGAGGAGGUGAUCAAGUCCGUCAAACCGUUCAAUCUUGAGUUCGAGCGAGUCGACUGGUGGACCAUUUACACAAUCAAGCAAAAGGUAGCGGCGACCAUGCGAAAGGAUGACUUCGUGUUCCUUGCCGGCGACGCUGCUCACACACACUCCUCCGGCUUCGGCCAGGGCAUGAACACCGGAAUCCAUGACGCCAUUAACCUCUCAUGGAAGCUCGCUGGAGUCCUUAGAGGAUGGUACCAAACGGAAGUGCUCGAUACGUACUCCGAGGAGCGCCGUGCCGUCGCUCAAAAGGUCAUUGAUAUCGACAAGACCCUAGCGGCUGUGUUCUAUGGGCCCUCCGUCUUGGUCGACAAGGCUACCACUGGUAGUUUGGCCGUCGGUCAUCGCUGUCCUGACAUCCUUCUCAGAGCACCCGGUCCGUCUGUUCCCAUCCGCCUGCAAAGCAUUAUCCACAAGAACACUGGGCAGUGGAAUAUGCUCAUCUUUGCUGGUCGCCCUGGUCAGAAGACAGCAAAGGUCGCUGCGCUGCGUAGGACUCUCGAGUCUCUCUACGCGGUCAAUAAGUACGACCAGAUGGUUAGCUUCACGACGAUUGUCACUGGUACUAUUACCAACACGUGGGAUGUGUAUGAUGGACUUCCUUCUAGUUUGGUGCUUUGUGAUGUCGACGGACAGGGACACAAUACCUUUGGGAUCUCAGCCACAACCGGCGGGCUCGUGAUUCUGCGCCCAGACGGCAUCCUAGCUGGCAUUUACCCGACCGAAAAUGUGCAGGAGGUGGGACUUUUGUUCAAGGGUUUCUGGUCUGGUAGCACCAAGACACUCCCUCUUGUUUGA
Colletotrichum scovillei is the source of this 1620-nucleotide messenger RNA. Its product is annotated as pentachlorophenol 4-monooxygenase. The record is from RefSeq and is a predicted model, not a curated record. The transcript is spliced from 5 exons. Gene Ontology annotation, molecular function: FAD binding. Lineage: Eukaryota; Fungi; Ascomycota; Sordariomycetes; Glomerellales; Glomerellaceae. The coding region runs from base 1 to 1620 and encodes 539 amino acids.